Aspergillus pseudotamarii is the source of this 1833-nucleotide messenger RNA. RefSeq names its product RING finger domain protein. Lineage: Eukaryota; Fungi; Ascomycota; Eurotiomycetes; Eurotiales; Aspergillaceae. The coding region runs from base 246 to 1676 and encodes 476 amino acids. The transcript has a single exon. The record is from RefSeq and is a predicted model, not a curated record. Gene Ontology annotation, molecular function: zinc ion binding.
GAAAGCACUAGCAGCUUUGCUUAGUGGCAGUUCCGAUAACUAAGAGCAGCCUUGUGACUGAAACCUACCCCAUCAGUCUCGCCGCAAACUCUUUCCCCUGUCUUACCUCCAUGAAUCGAUGAUACUUAGUCGGCACUCCCUCGCAGGAUGUACAGUUGUGCUUUAUUACCCCAGUAGUCCCGAUCAACGUUUCUUGUCAUUUGACUCAUCUUACUGGGUACAGCCUUGCUUGAGCAAACGAAACUAUGGAGUCAAUCCCGGGUUACUCAGCCUCCGCCGGCAGACCGCGAUCUUCCGAUAACGCUUCCACCAGGAACGAAGCCGCAUCGAGACCCGAAACAUCUACCUCACCUACGACGGAAUCAAUGGAGGACAAUGAGACUGUCUUUCUCAAUAAGCCUUCGUCCAGUGAAGGCAACAUCUCCGGUGCAUCUCCGAUUCAGAGUUCCAACCCCGUCAAUACAUCAAAUGACGAUGAGCCGCGGAAAUGUUGGAUUUGCUACACGGAUGAAACCGAGGAAUCCCCCCUUAAUACAGAAUGGCGCUCCCCUUGUCCAUGCGCCUUGACGGCCCACGAAGCCUGCCUACUGGAUUGGCUCGCCGACCUAGAAAACCCCCGAUCCCGGAAACGAAAUGGCCGCAACGCGAAGAUGAUGUGCCCCCAGUGUAAAUCCGAGAUUGUCGUCUCGCGCCCACGCAGCUAUAUUGUUGACACGGUCCGGAUGUUGGAGCGGGUUGCUGGCCGGCUGGUUCUUCCCGGUAUGGUGUUCACGCUCGCGGGCACGGUCUGGGCUGGAUGCUGUGCGCACGGCGUGUAUUCGAUGUAUUUUGUUUUCGGUCCGGAGGAUGCCCGACAGCUCCUGGAAGAAAGCGCAGAUGGAUCAUGGAACUCAGGUCUCAAUCUUGGGCUCCCGCUCAUCCCAUUGGUGUUGAUCUUCUCGCGAACUCGUUAUGCGGAAGGCCUGCUCCCAGCUAUCCCAGUUUUAUUCUUCGCCACACAUAAUCCCGGUCAUGAUCCCGAUUUCGAUCUUUGGCCACCUAGCGCCGCGAUGACGUUUGCGGCUCUUCCAUAUGUCAAAAGUUUCUACAGCACCAUUUACGAAAGGCUAUUCGGCAAGUUGGAAAGGAAGUGGAUCGCGGAGGUGCAGCCCCGGCAAUCAGAUGUCAACGAGUUCGACGACAAUGCGCCUCCCGAACACCCGGAGGCCGACCCGCCUAGGGACGAUGGAAAUGGCCAUAUCCUCAUGGAAAUUGAUCUGGAACUACAAGUGGGAAUGGGCGACAACAAUGGGGCCGGUGGUCAAGGCCAAAACCAGGGCGCUGCUCAGAAUGGCCAGAUGGGACUGGGUCGACGAGACGACCUGAUCCAUGAAACAAGCAACCUUGCUGAUAUCAUCCUCGGAGCUCUCGCAUUUCCGGCCAUCUCCGCUUCGAUGGGCGGGCUACUCAAAUAUGUCCUACCGAAGGCAUGGACCACGGCGCCGUCCGCGUUGGAGCGUAGUCGACCGGGACUUCUACAGACCCGAUGGGGCCGAAGUGUGGUCGGCGGCUGUGCCUUCGUUCUCCUCAAAGAUGUAUUGGUUCUGUACUGCCGAUGGAAACUGGCGCAAACUCACCGACGACGGAAGGUGCUGAACUACGAUAAAGCUAAGAGGCAAGUGGUGGGUAAACGGUGAAGUUAGUGGUCCGGGUCCGUCUUUCGGUAGCAGUGCUACUUACUCUUUUUAUGAUACUCAAUGUGACGAUGCAUGGCAAGGGCGUUUUGCAUGGGAUUUGGAUGAUACACUCUUUUAUCUGCAUAUUGGCUUCGUCUUUUGCCUCCAUUCUCAUGAU